AAUAUACAAGUUGAAUGGAUAAAACCACCAUGCAUUUCCACAAACUUUUCAUUCUUUCUCUCUCCUCCUCAUAUAUUUAUUUAUUCCAAUAAUACCCUUUUUCCAAUCGUCGGCAAUAUAUUUUGUUGUCUUCUAAGGAACAAAACUACAAAUAAGGAAGAAAUUUUUUUGAUCAAAGGGACCCCUUUUUUUUUAUCAACCUUGUCAAAGUGUCAAACCACACUUGUUUUGUUUGUAUUUUUAUGUGAAAAAAACAAUAACAAAAGGAGGGUCUUGUUGUUGUUGUUUGUUUUGUUGGUGGGGUGCAUAGGAUAAGCUUCAAAAUUGGGUUAAGGUUAAGGCUAAGCUUUAAUGGAGGUCAAUUUUGGAUUAUGCUUCUGCUUGUUGGUUUUGUUGGUUCCUUUUACUUGUGCUGGCAGAGCCACCAUCAGCACCACCACCGGUAACGGGGGCAAUAGUGGUGGUUCAAUUCAGAAGCUUGAGGUUAAGAAGCACUUGAAGAAUUUGAACAGACCACCUGUUAAGUCCAUCAAGAGUCCUGAUGGAGAUAUUAUUGACUGUGUUCAUGUUUCACACCAACCAGCUUUUGAUCACCCUGAACUCAAAGAUCACAAGAUUCAGAUGAGGCCAAAUUUUCAUCCAGAAAGGAAAACUUUUGGAGAGAGCAAAGUCUCUUCAAAUUCAAAUUCAAAUUCAAAGCCUAUAACUCAGCUUUGGCAGAAAAAUGGUAUGUGUUCUGAAGGAACAAUUCCUAUAAGAAGGACUAGAACAAAUGACAUAUUAAGGGCUAGCUCUGUUCAAAAUUUUGGAAAGAAGAAGCAAAAGAGUACUCCUCAACCAAAACCUGCAAAACCUCUACCUGACAUCUUGACUCAGAGUGGUCAUCAGCAUGCCAUAGCUUAUGUGGAGGGAGGUGAUUUCUAUGGAGCAAAGGCAACCAUAAACGUUUGGGACCCAAAAAUUCAACAACCUAAUGAAUUCAGUCUGUCUCAAAUUUGGAUUUUGGCUGGUGCCUUUGGUCAAGAUCUCAACAGCAUUGAAGCAGGCUGGCAGGUCAGCCCUGAUUUGUAUGGUGACAAUAACACUAGACUCUUCACUUAUUGGACAAGUGAUGCAUAUCAAGCAACUGGUUGUUAUAAUCUCCUUUGUUCUGGCUUUAUUCAAAUUAACAAUGGUAUAGCCCUUGGAGCAAGUAUAUCCCCACUUUCUAACUAUGGUUCUUCCCAAUAUGAUAUAAGCAUCUUGGUCUGGAAGGACCCAAAAGAGGGAAACUGGUGGAUGCAAUUUGGAAAUGACCAUGUUCUAGGAUACUGGCCAGCUCCUUUAUUCUCAUACCUAACUGAGAGUGCCUCCAUGAUUGAAUGGGGUGGUGAGGUUGUGAACUCUGAGUCUGAUGGACAGCACACAUCAACACAAAUGGGAAGUGGACAUUUUCCUGAUGAAGGUUUUGGCAAGGCUAGUUAUUUCAAAAAUAUUCAGGUUGUUGAUGGUGACAACAAGUUAAGGGCUCCAAAAGAUCUUGGUACCUACACUGAAAAAGAUAACUGUUAUAAUGUCAAAACUGGUAAUGCUGGUGAUUGGGGCACCUACUUCUAUUAUGGUGGUCCGGGUCGAAACCCUAACUGUCCUUGAUCUUUUAUGUUAAAGCUGUGGUUUUAAAUUGCAGGUAAAUGUGGUUGCAAUAUCGUGGCCGCAGUUGUGGAUCGCAAUUUAAAACUACGGUUAAAAGUUUAAGCACUAAAAAAAAUAUAAAAAAAACUAGGGUGUUCUUUUGAAUUGAUCUAGUGUAGCUUGUAAGUUGAGCUACCACUUAGGUAAUUUGGUGUAUAAUGAAGCUCAAAAUUCUCAUUGAGGUCUCCAAAAAUUGUUGGAGAAAAAGGGUGAUGGGUUUCUUAGAUUGACAAGAAAAAUGUUUGAUCAUUGAUUUCUGUUUAUAUAUAUAUAUUUUUGUUGUUUUUGUCUGCUCCAAUCUCUGGAGCUGUGAAAGCUGGUGGGUUGUUAAUGUGAACAGAAUAUUUUCUAGUAGGGGACAAUUGAGUAUAUGUAUAUUUAUUUAUUUUGGUACCAUGUUUAAUUAAUGAAAAGCUGUCUUAAUAAGAA
This is a messenger RNA of Medicago truncatula (barrel medic), 2100 nucleotides long. RefSeq lists its product as uncharacterized. The record is from RefSeq and is a predicted model, not a curated record. The coding region runs from base 352 to 1632 and encodes 426 amino acids. Lineage: Eukaryota; Viridiplantae; Streptophyta; Magnoliopsida; Fabales; Fabaceae. The transcript has 8 exons.